Mya arenaria is the source of this 7614-nucleotide messenger RNA. RefSeq names its product F-BAR domain only protein 2-like. The transcript is spliced from 26 exons. The coding region runs from base 80 to 2770 and encodes 896 amino acids. The record is from RefSeq and is a predicted model, not a curated record. Gene Ontology annotation, cellular component: plasma membrane; cytoplasm; clathrin-coated vesicle. Gene Ontology annotation, biological process: clathrin coat assembly; clathrin-dependent endocytosis. NCBI's taxonomy places the organism in Eukaryota, Metazoa, Mollusca, Bivalvia, Myida, Myidae.
CUUGACAUGCGCAGUUGUUCAAAACAAGCAAACGCCAUUUUUUGAUGAUGUGAAUUGUUUAGGAUAAAUUUACUACAAAAUGGCAUCUUUUCCUGAAAGCUUUUGGGGAGGGAAGAACAAUGGUUUCUAUGUUCUGUAUCAUAACAUGAAACAUGGCCAGACCUCCUCAAAAGAUCUCAUGGACUUUCUCCGGGAAAGUUGUCAGGUGGAAGAAACAUACAGCAAACUACUCACUAAGCUAGCCAAGGUGGCUGCCAACAACUCGCAAGUUGGCACAUUUGCUCCAUUCUGGACUGUGUUGAAGACUUUAUCAGAGAAGUUGGCUAGCUUACACAUGCAGCUGGUUCACACUUGGUCUGAUCUGAUGAAGGACAUCGUCCGAUAUAACGAUGAGCAGCACAAGAAACACAAAUCUAUGAAGGAGGGUGAGGCAAGCACCCUGGAGGUUGUACAGUCUAUACAGAAUACCACCACAGCUCUGCACAAGGCAAAAGAAAUAUAUCAUACACGAUGUUUGGAGCUGGAGCGGUUGAAAAGAGAAAGUGCUUCGCCAAAAGAUAUAGAAAAGUCAGAAACAAAGUACAAAAAAGCAAAGGAAGAAUAUAAGAACCUUGUAGAUAAGUAUGCAACAAUACGAGAAGAUUUCCAGACAAAAAUGGUGGGCUCGUGCACGCGCUUCCAAGAGCUAGAAGAGGAACACAUUUGUCAGAUGAAAGACUUUGUGGACACAUAUGCACGUGCUCUGCGGAACGAACAUGCAUGCUUCGGACAGGCCCAGGAAGAGUUACGAGCGAGCUGUGAUAGUCUCAGUGUUCAAAAACUUCUAACAACAUUUAUAGAGGCCAAGUCAACAGGGAUAGAGAAGCCAGGCCCCCUGGAGUUUGUGGAGCCUGACCUGUCCAGUCUACCUGCCCCACGCCCCAUGUCCCCUGAGGCCACGCCCAAUGACAAACGAGACAGUCUCUCCGAGAAGAAUAGGGCAGAUUCCGCUAUAUUUACGGACUCGAGCGGUAGUACCAGUUCCAUUCCCUCCGAUCAACCGGGACCGCUGAGUCGUAGCGUGAAACUCCGGGUGUCUAGAACAUGGUUUUUAAAGAAGAGAAGAAAGAAGGCAAAGAAGAAUAAAGAAGAUAAAGACUCAGAAUCUAUAGACACACAGGAGAGUGGUGACAGUAAAAAUGCGCCGGAGGUUGACGAAGAGGGAUACACUAUACGACCCGCCAGCCCUGACUUGAAUCCGGAAAAUGGGGACAGCAAGAGUUGGUAUGACUCCUCAGACUCGGAUUCUGACCAAGACUCUGACAUGAAGAUAAAAGUGAACAUCAAGCCCUUGAGCCCAAGUGGUGUCCAGGCAACUGCAGCAAAUGUGGACGAUAUACGGACAUCUGUGGGCAUGCUUCGUCUCUCACCCACACUAGGGAAGAAAGGCAGAAAUACCCCUGUAGAUAAAAAGAUGAUGAAGCGAUCACAGUCAGAGUCGGACACAUUGGAUGUGUCAUCAAGCAAACCGAGCAACAGUCACCUGUUAAACCUGGACAACUUGUUCUCCUCGAGCGCGUCCACUCCCACAGGCGGGUACCAAUUGCCCUCUCCUCUCUCCCCAUUCUCCGAUGGUACUACCAACAACAUUGACUUCAGUGCAGCAACAACUUUACCUCAGUCUAAUGCCAAAGCAAAUGACCUCUUAAACCAGUCAAGCAGCAGCGAAAUGGGCAUUAACUCUGCUAGUCAGCCAGUGGAGAAUGGAGUUGUUCCCCCUGUUCCUCAGAGACCUCCAUCCAGGGGUGCACCUCUGGUACCAGCACGCCCUUCAGGAAGGAAUAGUCCAUUCAGCCUAAACAGGGUGGACUCAGGAAGCACCGUUCAGUGGAACACAACCUCCAUGCCCGUGGGCUCUUCUCGUGGACCGAGCCCCCUUACAAUCGGGAUGGCCGACACUGUCCCCUUGGCUGUGGCCUUCACUGAAACUGUUAAUGCUUACUUUAAAGGAACUGAUGCUACCAAAUGUUCGGUGAAAAUAACGGGAAAUUUGAUGAUGUCAUUUCCUGCUGGGGUUGUCCGCGUAUUUAUGGACAAUCCCAACCCGGCACCACUUAGUUUUAGACUGAAAAACUUUGCCUGUCUAGAACAAGUGAUGCUGAAUAAGGAAUUGGUAACACAGAAUUCUAGUCAGGCAAUAGAUGAGAAUCCAGUGUACACGUUUGACAUGGCAGCACUCAGUGACCACCUGAGACAUCAGGGAGAGGUGAAUAAGACGGCCUCAUACUUCAACAUUGACAUACUCAAGUACCAGAUUAAGGUCCAGCCUGGGGUAGAGAGCACGCCCUUACCAGUGUGCGUGUACUGGAAAUGUGAUGAGAAAGUGACAGACUACCGCCUCGAUUACCGAUUCAACGCCCCAGCCCUCACAUCGGGGGCGACACUGAAGAACAUCUCUGUGACCGUGAUAGUGGACGGUGGUGUCUCCAGCAUGCAGAGUCUACCAGAGGGUGUCUGGAACAAUGAGACAAAGCGAGCAACCUGGCGUUUGAACGACAUAUCAGAGGUCAGCGAGAAUUGUUCCCAGGGAUCUAUACGAGCCAAAUUCAACCUCGAGGAUGGCAAGUCCACCCCCUCGACCACUGCCUUACAGUUUAUAGCAGAGAGUGCCACUAUGUCGGGGGUGGAGUUUGAGCUGGUUGGGACGGGCUACAGGAUUUCCCUUUCCAAGAAGAGAUGCGGGGCAGGCAAGUAUUUAGCAGACCCAGAUCAGGUAGUGAAGUAUGUAUGAGAGAACGAACCAGUCCACUUUUCCAGAGCUGUGAACCAUUCCAGGUCUACUAUACUGAUCUCCAAUCAGAUUCCAUCUUACAUUGAUCCUAACGAAUGAGUGAUCUUGUUACAAGUGCUACAUUGAUACCACAUGUGUCCAGUGAAAAAUCUUGUUACAAAUAGUACAUUGAUCCUAACCAAUGAGAAUCCUUGUUACAAGACACAAAUGCUAGAAUGUGCUACAGGCAUAUUGAGCUACCCACCUAGGAGGCAUAAAUGUUGUGAAAUUAUUUAUGCCAUUUGUACUUGCCAUUAUCAUAAAAAUCAUGGGACCAGUUUUUAAAUUCUUUAUAGUGAAAAAAUAUUUUGACUGCGUCUUCGAGUGCUGAUCAUUGUAAAAUCAAAAACAUUGUAUGAUUUUUUAUGGAAGUUAUCUCAUUGAUUGUAUUUCAGCACAGUAAGUUAGUAGUAAGGGAUAUUCCAUUUAAACAUAUAACCCCCCGGGGGAAGGCACUUUUAAAAUAUACCGACCCCCUACAGAAGCAAAUUUACCCUUUCGGGGUCCAAAUUAGCAAAAAAAGACACCCACCCAUAUAUUAAGAAAAUAAUUGCCUCCCCCUUACCCCAUGGGUUAUAUGUUUUACUGGAACAGCACUAAGAAAGAAUGUUUGAUGUCUCUAUGUUUAUUGGCAUUGCUUAAAUACAAGCUAAGGUUGUUGAUUUUUUUUCUGGACAUGAAAAAAGACUGGUAAUGAUAUCCAUUUGCUCAAUGGAAAUGCAUGCUGUUUCCUUUAAACAAAAAUAGGGUUGUAUAAAGCUUGGCACAUUGCUUUGCUGAUUUUAUGUUAACUAGCGCCAUGUUAAUUGACUUGCGUAAAUAUGUUGUAAUGGUGUUGGAUUGGAAGAUUAUGGUUUCUGAAACUGUUAAUGUGUGUUACACCUGUGGCCAUUAAACUGCUGACAAUUGACAUUCAGUUGAAAGAGUAUGGAAGUACUACACAGUGUUAUUGUCUGCCUUUGUUUAGAUCAUUUUACAAAACGGGAGCGGAUUUCAUAAAACUUCUGAAGUCAUUUCCUAACUUAAGUCAAUUUCUUAAAAUGUUCAUAGUCAAAUGAAAAGAAAUGUAUGAGGUGUUUUUGACACUUAGAUCAAAAGAAAUAAUGAAUGUUGGAAAUUCUGUAUUUUUUUAUUUCAUGUGAGCAAAAGAAUUUUUUUUAGAAAAGUUAAUGGCUGAGCAAUUUUAUGAAUACUGCCCCUGAGGGAGUUUUUGUAAAAGAAUGUUCAGAAUAUAUAUAUAUGAUACAAAUAGUUAAGGAUGUCUGUUUACCUUUUUGUCCUCGGUUUUAUUGCCAUAAGAGUGUUUUUGUUGUCUGAAUGAUAUAUGGCAUGCGUUAGAAUGGAGAAAAGUAAUCAGGGGCUGCAUUUUAUACUGAUAUAUCUGCCAUAAAUAACAUUGUCCUUCAUAAGGAUUCAUGAACUUUGUUGAUAUUUUAGAGGGCCAUGUGCAAUAUUUCUCAAAGUUGUUGGCAAAAUUAUUCUUGUUCAAGAAUUUUAUGAAGAUAAUCCAGAGAUGUCAAUUAGGACUGCCUUGUCAAUUUACUAACAAAAUAUGGAAGACAGGUGAUAUGAGGAUGCUAUAUGUAUAAUCAUAUCCAGCUUAGUUUUCAAAAGUAAACAAAUAAAAUAAUAUAUCAUCUUAAAACUGCACUCUCACAGAUUGACCGUUUUGACAACUUUUUUUUUUUUUUUUUUUGUCCUGGAAUGACAUUUGAAUGAAUUUUUAUAAAUAUCUGAAAACUAGUCAUAUUAAACUGCUAAUUAAGGAUCAGAUCACAGUUUUUUAUAUUUACGAUCAAAAAUUCAUGUUUGAUGCUUUACGAAAAAUGAUUUUUUUUUAGCAGUUUUCAAAUCAAUUGAGAUCUGUUAUAUUGUGAGAUAUCUUAUAUGACUGAAUUGAAAAAAUUGAUGUCAAAAUCAGCUGAUUCUGAGACAAAAACAAACAAACAGUUGUCAAAUCAGUCAAUCUUUAAGAGUGCAGCUUUAAAAUAGCAAAUACAAGAUAAGCGUGUGGAUUUUAGUAAAUAUGAUGAAGUAGGCCUUAUUGACAUAAGAUGGAAACUUUCGGUUGUCAUUGUUAAGCUUUCUGUAAAACAUUGCAUGAUUUUACCAAUUUUAUUAUUUUAAUUAUCAUAUGUUGAUUUUAUGACCCAGAAUUUCAUCCUUGUUCAUUUACUUGUAUUGUCUUAACCUCUUACUGAUGGUAUAUAACUCGUAUGUUCAUACAUUUGUCCUUGCUUACUAUGCCUAUUCCUAUGACAUGUCAAUAAAUAAAUAACAAUAAGAUAAUGAUAAAUAAUAAAAAUAUCUAUUUAUUCAUACUACUAGUAUUAACUAUACAAUGUGUAUUCUGGAUUUCUCUUGACAGAGAGCUUUAUAUUUGUACCAUAUAUGUCCUUAAAGAUGCUUAGGGCAGACUUUUGUGGAUAUUUUUCUCUUACUCUGGGAUAUAAGAACGAAACAAAAAAUGUAGAACAUUUUGUAGUAUAACCAGAUUUCUAGGGCCAUUUGCAUGCUUGCUUGCUUUCAUAAUAUGUAAACCUGUACCUUAAUCGAGUGAACUACUAAAUGGUUACAGUACCUGACAUUUUAAAAAUGUUACUAACAAAGAAAUUAUUUUCAUAAUGAAUAUCCUGGGGCCUGUUUCAUUAAAGAUCCUAGUCAUCACAAAUUAUCUUAAAUCCAAAUAAAUGUCACAUAUUAAAGCUAUUGAAUUGUUUUAUUUUCUUUGUGUUCAUUUAUGAUACUGGGUAAAAUCUCAUUUCACGCAACUAAUCUUUUGAAACAGACCCCUUGGUCUUAAAAGGACCCCUAGCACAUCUUUAUGACAUAUAUGGUAUUUAAUAUUUUCUAUGUUUCUUCCUAUAUAUAUAUAUGGAUGGAUGGAUUUUUACCUGUACUCUCACCCACACUAUAUAUUCAGGUCUAUUAAAAUGCAUAAGGAUUAAUCAAAAUAAAUUUCCAUAUCAUUUAGGGCUAUUCCAUUUCAACAUAUAACCCACAGGGGGGAAGGCACUUCUAAAUUAUGCCACCCCCUAUAGAAGCAAAUUUGCCCUUUUGAGGUCUAAAUAAGCAAAACAGCUACCCAGCCAUAUUGUAUGAAAAUGAUGACCUCCCCCCAUUGGUUAUAUGUUUUACUGAAAUAGCCCUUAUUGUCACCAAAUAUUCUCUACUAGUUCUAUACUUCAGUCAUUUGUUUGCCAGAAAUAACAUACAUUUUGUUCCAAAUUGACAUUUUCUGUUGUAUUCUAGAAGGUUGUUUUUGUUUACAUUGUAAUCAAGCUGUGAUAUAACUUGAUUGAAAUUAUUUUUACAGCAGUCAAUUGUAUGGGUGAAAGUUAAGAAAUCGAAAAGUACUGAAACUUUUGCUGAGGGGUCAGGGGGCCUUCUGAAACUCCUGAAAUGAAGCUCUCUUAUAACACAAUACAAAGUCUCUCCUGAUAUUUGUUUAACAGUUUUAGAAACAAAGGUUAAAUAAAUUCCACAAAAGAUCAGCAAAUAUCAGGACAUAUGAAUUAGAGACUUUGCUCACUAAAAUUAGACUGAAUAUUCUGUCACAAGACAUAAAGCUUUCACCCAUGUUAUUAUAUAAAAUAUUGAAAAGUUGUCCACAGGUUCUCUUUUGGUUAAUUGACUCAAUAAAAUGGUUUGAUUGGUUAGCAGUUAUUAUUGGAUAUUUUUUUACCAAUCAAUUAACAUUUUUGAUAACUUUUGCUAUACUAAAAAUGUAACCAGUUUAAUACAAUUUGCUGCAGAUUGUUUUUAAGUGCUAAUUGGUUGAAUUGUUUUGUUUGUUAUUAUAUUUUCUAAUGGUUUCUUCUAUACUACAUUCCCGCAUUUUCAGGCUGUUUGAAAAUGGUGCAUGAAUCAGUCUUGAAAUAUAAAAAUUGUUGCUUAAAUAUGUACACUGCAUGUUUCUCCUGUUGAAGUUUUGCCCAUUUCAUUCAAUAUCUUAGUCACAAACUGAAAUAACCUUAGUGUCUUAUUUUUGUUUUUUUGCUACAGUCAAACCUCUAUUCAGUGGCCACCUUUGGGAAAAGGUCAAAGUGGCUGCUUAAGACAGGUGGCCACUUUAUCCAGGUGGAAUUUUUUGGCCACUAAAGCUUUGUUUUAACAGAGGUCUAUUAUGUAUCAUAACCACCUCUUUACACCACUAUCAUUAUCAUCAUCAUUAAAGAAGUUUAAAUACAAAUGGAGAAAAAAAAAUCCAAAAUUAUAAAUAGAAAGCUGAAGAUAAGCGUUAUAGCAAAAAAAUAUCACCAAAAAUCAACAAGAUCACUAUAAUCCACCAUUUGCGUUACACGAGACUCUUAAUCUUUCAGCAUCAAACACUUGCUAGUUGUCUUACAGUCACCCAUAAUCAAAAUUCAAAGAAAAUUGACAAUGCAAACUGUGAAAUCAUAAAAAACAGUGUUUCGUCUUAAUCAAUAAUGAUUAUGUUAUUCAAGUAUCUAUCCAUUAACUGUGUUAAUUUUGAUCAAAACAUUUGCAAAAGUGUUAUUAAUAUGAUUUUUCGAUGAGUAAACUUGUAGAGCAUUAGUGUAAUGUUAUAUGCAUUUUGAUUCAAUGACGAAAAUAUCCAAGGUCAUAUUUUUUGGUGAACUUUAGUAUGUAAUUAAAGCCCUGAAUUGAAAAAUAUAUUAAUGGAAGUGUCAGUGACAAGGGAUUAAUGGCCGCUAAUAAUUGUUUAUAUGGCUUUAUGGGGUCAAAAUUUAAUGACCUGGGCCGUGUUAAAUCAGUUGGCCGCUUGAUGCAUGUACUUUAAAAUGAAAUCGUUCGGAGGGGGUGGGAGAAGGGGGGGUGUG